AUGGCAGUCGCAAUACAAUCUGUUGUUACGAAGGUCAGUGUCAUUGACCUCGUCUCCGUAAGAGGGAUUGCACUUGCAUUCGGCUUCCUCGUGACUUUUAAGAUCUUAAGAAGCGUCGUUCGCGUUGUAUACAAUGUCUUCUUUCACCCACUCAGCAAGUAUCCUGGACCGAAACUAUGGGCAGCCUUCGACGUCGCAUGCAUGGUCGCACGCAUAGGAGGAAACGUCGAUUCCCAAAUCAGCGAAGAACACCGCAAGCACGGUGAAGUAGUGCGGAUCGGCGUGGAUGAGCUAUCUUUCAUCAGUCCGAGCGCUUGGAAGGACAUCUACGGACAUGGGCAUGCAGAGCUACGCAAACACUUCCCCCCCAACGUUAUGGACCCAAACCAGAUCAUAGCAGCAAAUUCAAGCAAUCACUUCCGCAUGCGCAGAGCUAUGCUGCCGGCGUUCUCAGAAAAGGCACUGGCCCAGCAAGAGCGAUUGAUCCGGGUGUACAUCGACCUGCUUAUGCAACGCCUCUCCGAAUGUGCGCAGUCUGGUAAGCCGGCUGACAUGGCCCGCUGGUACAACCUGACGACUUUCGAUCUGAUCGCCGAUCUUUCUUUUGGGAAGUCCUUGGAUGGACUGGAAACUGGAGAAUCGAACGCUUGGAUUGAGAAAAUUGACAAGAUGUUGAGAUUCAUGCCUGUGUUGAUGUUGGUAAUGAGCUUUCCACUACUUGAGACGCUGUUCAAUCUUGUUCUCGGCAACAAGAUACAGCAGUCGCGCACAGAACAUCAUAACUAUGCCGCCUCUCUCGCCAUGAGCCGGAUCCAGGGUAAAGAGCAAGCCGACCGCGGAGACUUCAUGGACUUCAUGCUGCGCUCGCGCGGUGAGGAGCACGAGCUUACAGAUGAAGAGCUAGUGCACAACGCAGACCUCUUCAUGCUCGCGGGUUCCGAGACCACAGCGACGGUGCUUCUCGGUGUCACAUACUAUCUUUUGAAGAAUCCAGACACUUACAAAAAAGUUUCGGAAGAAGUGCGAACCGCCUUCACACGCGCAGAAGACAUCAACUUCAAGAAUGCAACCGCGCGCUUGCCGUACAUGUUGGCUUGCUUGAACGAGGCUAUGCGCAUCUUCCCCGCCAUACCUCUGGUCUUGCCGAGAGUCACAAAUGAGGGUUCUCCAACCCCAAUCGCUGGCCACUUGAUACCCGGCGACACCCGCGUCGGCGUGCACCAACUUGCAGCCUACCACUCGCCACUCAACUUCCUCGACCCGCAAGCCUUCCACCCCGAACGCUGGCUGCCGGAAGAAUACAACGAACCAUGCUCGCCAUUCCACAAUGACCGCCGUGGUGUACACAAGCCCUUCUCGUACGGCCGUCGCGAUUGCAUUGGCCGUAACUUGGCGUUCCUUGAGAUGCGUCUGAUCAUCGCUCUGCUGCUGUGGAACUUCGAUCUUGAACUGGAUGAAGGUAUGCAGCAGUGGCAUGUUCAGAAGAUCUUUGGGCUGUGGCAGAAGCCGCCGUUGCGGGUACAUCUCAAGCAGAGAACGAUAGGUUCAGAGUGA
Didymella exigua CBS 183.55 is the source of this 1554-nucleotide messenger RNA. Its product is annotated as cytochrome P450. Gene Ontology annotation, molecular function: monooxygenase activity; iron ion binding; oxidoreductase activity, acting on paired donors, with incorporation or reduction of molecular oxygen. The transcript has 2 exons. The record is from RefSeq and is a predicted model, not a curated record. The coding region runs from base 1 to 1554 and encodes 517 amino acids. NCBI's taxonomy places the organism in Eukaryota, Fungi, Ascomycota, Dothideomycetes, Pleosporales, Didymellaceae.